Molecule: messenger RNA, 1127 nt
Organism: Coccidioides immitis RS
Lineage: Eukaryota; Fungi; Ascomycota; Eurotiomycetes; Onygenales; Onygenaceae
Exons: 3
Coding region: 714-1127 (137 amino acids)
Source: RefSeq, a predicted model, not a curated record
AUUACACACCAUCCAUCGCAUGCGGACCUUGUUAAGCGUCAUGGCGGAUCGUCCCGCUCCACCCUUGGAAGGGAACGUGCUUGACGAUGAAGUGGAUUAUUUCUCCUUCGAUGUGUACAGGGAUUUCGGGGGUAUGGAAGUGCUUUGGCCAAUGGGGAUGUCCGGGGUGGCGGACUCCGCUCGGAGCGGGGCAGCAACAAUGCUUCUGGGAACGAUUAUGACUGCUUGGUGCAGCUGGGGUCAACAAUAGAAGCACUAUUUCGGUAUUUUGGCCAUUCACGGGCCCCAUAUGGAGUGCGAGAAGCGGAAACAUUUCGGAGAGUUUACGGGAACAUUAUCAAAGUGCUUCAUACACUUGUCCAAUAGUCCAGGCUAUUGGAGGAGGACUGAACAAGAUGCAGUUGAUGCUGUGUGUUGGUUCGUACUAAGAGCUGGGAGUGACAGAGAUAUCCACCAAUUUUCCUUGGGUUUCUCAGGGGUUUGAAUAUAUUCUCCUUCAGGCUCAUGGAUGAUGCCAGGAAUCUAAAUAUAUAUAUAUGGUCGGAUCACAUAGAUACCCCCGCCUGAUCUGCUGGUCUAGUCAAGAUGGAGGGGUUCUAAGUAUCUAAACUUAGGACCAAACCCGCUGACAAUAACUCGAAGGCUCUUACGUUCAUAUCAAUCAAACCACUCCGUGUCUCGGAGGACGGGCGCCGAAGCGCAACAUUUCAACCAUGCCACCCAACAGCGCAGCGCUCCAGACUGAUCUUCAACCUUCAAGUUCGCAGUGCAGAGAUCUCGGACAACCCAAGAAGUUCUCAACCAUGGCCACACAGCAAGCCAGGCGGAAAACGCCAAAACCGGCGGAAGAGCUGGCUGGUGCCAAGCCACGUCACGCCGCAAGCGCCACACUGCGAGAACAGCGCUUUUCCUCUCUGGGACCGCGGCUCUCCGGAUUCGGCGAUGCUCUAACCGUAACGGGACUAGCGUUCUGGUCGAGCCUCGCCUUGGCACCAACCGACGCUCGAAUCGGCCAGGCCUUUUCGCUGCUGUGGCGUCUGGGAGAGUCGAAUCAUGCACGACGGCCAAUCACUGCGGCCAGAACUCUCCCACACCUCGAAUCAACCGCCUCAGUCGCCCUACCAUGA